ACGCCUGAAAGAGCGGGAGUACGGAAUAUGUAACAUAAAAGGCAAUAAGGAAAUAAAUGGAUUCGGGGCUUGCUGAGCGUACCAUAGAGAGGGGAAGAGAGACGAGGUAGAACGAAAGGAGAAGACUGUCUGAAACUGCAACAGACAGAUGUUCCAGAAAGCUGGCGAAGAGAUACGGAUAAGAAAAGGGGGGAGAGGGGCAGUGCAGAGGUGUGUAGAGAACAUUGUCUGGCUGACAGACGAUUUGAGAAACAACUGCAACAAAAAGGCCGGAUGGGAGUCUAUAUUGACACAUAUGCACGCAUACACACCCACAACACACACAUGGAUAGACUGCGGCCGACCAGUGACUCCGGGCGACUACUGCCAGUGGUACCCAAAGACCCUCUCACUAAUGCAUUAGAUGCCAUUGUGGUCAGUACUGAUCUCAUCGAGGAUGAACUCCGACCUCACCUGGAAACAGUACUUACUGUCAUACAGGAAAAACAGCGUGGGGCUGCGGAACAGGUGGCAGUGAGUGGUGUAUUACCUAUUCUGGCUCAAGCCCUUAGGAGGAGAGGACCGCUUACUUUAAUGACUGCUAAACUGGUGUCAGAACUGGCCAGAGAAACGGUGAUCAGGGAGAGGUGUGGGGAGACAGGGGUGUCAUCUGCUCUGCUGUCUGUGCUGGUCUCCAGGGAUCAGGAGCUGCUGAUACACGCUGGUCGCGCUAUCGCUCGUAUCUGCUACGAGAGCCGGUGUCAACAGGAGCAGUUGUUGCGUUUGGGGGCGGUCCCUAAGCUGGUUGGAAUCCUGCUGGGUUUUAAAAGCAACCAGGCUCUGGAGGGUGUGUGUCUUGUGGCCCUGUGUAACCUAGGUGACAUGGGAGAGGGAGGGGAGGAUGGAGGUAUAUCGUGGGAGAGAGGCGUGUCACUAUGUCCCGAGGAGUCUGUGUUUCGUGGCGUGACUUGUCACUCCUGCGGCUUUGGCUCCAUGGUUACAGUCGUCAGACUGACCCAGUGGUCGCCCGGGCAACACACCGUCAGCAUCGAGGUGUUAUUCCGUUACUCCAUCGGGUUCUGGACAAUGCAUAACAACCGCCGGACAGUGCGACGUUCACCACUCUCUCACCUGGGAACGUGUCCUAGGUUCUACAAAGCCAUCAAGUACUCCGUUCAGAACAUUCCCAACAGUAGGAGCCUCAAGUCACUGAUCUUCCACAUCUUCCUUUGAGAGGGGGAUGGACUACAAACAUGGCAGCAUAUUAUGGACUACAAACAUGGCAGUAUAUAAUGGUUUACAAACAACGCACCAUAUUAUGAACUAAAAACGUUUUUCAUUGACUAUGAAUAUGGUAUUCUAUCAAUGACAAACAGGAGAACUCAUUCACACCUUAGAGAUGAACGGACUACAAACAUGGCAUUUUAUGGACUACAAACUGGUUGACUCUGAAAGUCACUAUAGAUACAUCAGGACUGCAGACAGAAACCGAGAUGACUGUGGGUGUUGGGGUUCUGGAUGUACCUUACCCAAUCAGAAAUAAAUCAGAGUUCAAUUUCUUUUCAAAAUUGA
Oncorhynchus masou masou (cherry salmon) is the source of this 1551-nucleotide messenger RNA. RefSeq lists its product as uncharacterized. Gene Ontology annotation, molecular function: guanyl-nucleotide exchange factor activity. Gene Ontology annotation, biological process: positive regulation of GTPase activity. The record is from RefSeq and is a predicted model, not a curated record. Bases 274 to 1212 code for a protein of 312 amino acids. Gene Ontology annotation, cellular component: cytosol. The transcript has 5 exons. Lineage: Eukaryota; Metazoa; Chordata; Actinopteri; Salmoniformes; Salmonidae.